Molecule: messenger RNA, 414 nt
Organism: Racocetra fulgida
Lineage: Eukaryota; Fungi; Glomeromycota; Glomeromycetes; Diversisporales; Gigasporaceae
Source: the annotation of a GenBank genome assembly
CUAAUCUGUUUGAAAACAAUAACUAUUUCUAUCCACCAACUGAAGAGUCGAAUUCAUCAUCAGAUAGUCAAGCUCAAGUUUCUGAAACCGAUUCUCAAUCGACCAUUAUAUCAGAAUUGAAUCAUGAUAUUGAACGUUCGAAAAUUGAUUCAUUUUAUUUUGAAGAAACACAGCAAGACAAUAGUGAUGUGAAUAGUAAUGCAGAUGAAGAAACAAAUAAUAAUGCGGAAGAAGUAAAUGUUUUCAUUAGUGAUACAGAAGAAGAAAUGUAUAGCAAUAUGGAUGAAGAUGAAGCGCAAGAAAUAAAUAACAAUUUGGCUGAAAUGCAAGAAAUGAAUAACAACAUGGAUGAAAUGCAAGAAAUGAAUAACGAUAUGGAAGAAGUGCAAGAUUAUUUUGAAGCUCAAAUUACUA